Messenger RNA from Oncorhynchus masou masou (cherry salmon), 7932 nucleotides. RefSeq names its product dedicator of cytokinesis protein 10-like. Gene Ontology annotation, molecular function: guanyl-nucleotide exchange factor activity. The record is from RefSeq and is a predicted model, not a curated record. Bases 333 to 6872 code for a protein of 2179 amino acids. The transcript has 56 exons. Gene Ontology annotation, biological process: positive regulation of GTPase activity; small GTPase-mediated signal transduction; regulation of cell migration. NCBI's taxonomy places the organism in Eukaryota, Metazoa, Chordata, Actinopteri, Salmoniformes, Salmonidae.
GUGUGGAGAGUGGAGAGACAAGGCAGCCUCUGUCUCCUGCAGCCGGAGGGAGCCCAGCGCUCAGCAGUGCAGAGCUAGAGGAGAGCAGUGGGUCUGCAGUACGAAGCAAGCAGGCAGGGCUGGAGCACCGGUGCUUUAGGACUGAAGUAGGGCUACAGGGGGAACCUGGGCUAACCAAACCUGGACUGGACUAGGCUGUAGCUGGGCUUUCCUGAACUUAGCUCUAUUAGGCUAGUCCAAGGUCCAGACUGCUAGGGACAGUUGGCCAGAGCUGGGUGGUGAUCCCAAGGCAGAGGGCUCUGUCUGGGGGUGACGUGGUUGGGUACCUGGGUAUGGGCUGCUCGGCCAGCUUGGUGCUCCUCCAGGCCCUGCGUUCCGUGGGUCGGGCCAACUGUGCCCGCAUGUGCUCCCGCCAGGACCAGCUAUCCCCGGAUGUCCUGCCGCCCGGCGAGGGCCACGCCACCUCCGGGGGAAGUAGAGCCCUCACCAUCAUCGUUAUGCAGGAGAAACCCAAGCUGAUAGACCCUCUGGACUAUGAGGCUGUGAUCUGUGACCUGGGAGAUGAGCUGAAGGAAGACCCCCUCCGAGAGCUGCUUCUCUUCCCCGACAAUGAUUUCACGGUGUUCACAGUGCCUCUGGAGAGACGGACACUGCAGUCCACCGUGCCCCAGGGGGCCGAGCUCCAGGCCGAGUGUCUGCUGGUCAGACAGGCCUGCGAGUACUACAACUCCCAACUACACGUGGUCCAUUACAAAUAUGAUGAGUACGCAGGAGAUUACCGGCUACUUCCCAGGAAGCUGUACAAGGCGGAGAAGUUGCCCUCCCACUCCUUUGAGAUUGAUCAUGAAGACGUGGACAAGGAUGAGGACACAACGUCUUUGUCCUCGUCCAAAGGAGGGUGUGGAGGAGGAGGAGGGAUCGGUGUGUUCCGAUCGGGAUGGCUCUAUAAAGGGAACUUCAAUAGCACUGUCAACAACAGCAUCACUGUUCGGUCGUUCAAGAGGAGGUACUUCCAGCUGACACAGCUGACUGAUAACUCCUACAUCAUGAACUUUUACAAAGAUGAGAAGAUCUCCAAAGAACCCAAGGGCUGCAUCUUCCUGGACUCGUGUACCGGUGUGGUUCAGAACAACCGUCUGAGGAAGUAUGCCUUUGAGCUGAAGAUGAACGAGGUGACGUACUUCGUGCUGGCGGCGGAGAGCGAGCAGGACAUGGAGGAGUGGAUCAGUACCUUGACCCGGAUCCUCCAGAUCAGCCCCAACGACGGCCCCACCCCACUGACGCAGCUGGACCGUAAGAAUGUAGACCUCAUCGACACACGGCAAGACGUCUGUGAUCUGUCUCUAAGCGACAUGUGUUUACCUGAGAAUGAAGAGGUGACCGAGAACGGCAUCAACCCUGAGCUGGCCAAGUAUUUCUCUGAAACUGAGGAGGUGGUCCGAUCGGCCAGAAGAGAAGAGAGGCUCAACCUGUUCUCCCUGGACCCUGACACCCCGGUGUUGAGGAGUCCGCGUGAGGAGUACCCUAGGGGUGAGGGCCUCCCAAUCCGUCCCUUCGAGGAGAAGCUGGGGAGGAGACUGAUGAUCGCCUGUGGAUCCCUCAACCUGACGCUGCAGGGCUGCAUCAAUGAGACUGAGACUGGUCCGGUCACCAAUAUUGAGCCCUUCUUUGUGACUGUGGCCCUGCUGGAUGUGCGUGAGGGAAGGAAGGUGUCGGCCGACUUCCAUGUUGACCUGAACCACGAGACGGUGCGUCAGAUGCUGGGUGGGGCUGGGUCGGGAGGGCCCGGGGCGGGGCAGGAGAAUGGCCUGAGCUCCCCUGGAGACUGUCAUCUCAGCCUGGACCUGGACGACUGGCUCCGCUUCCCCAAACAGGCCAUCUUCUCUGUGACAAACCCCCACACGGACAUUGUUCUAGUGGCGAGGGUGGAGAAGGUGCUGAUGGGAAAUAUCGCCGUGGGAACAGAGCCGUACAUCAAAAACACAGACUCCAGCAAGACGGUUCAGAAGAUGCUGAAAUCCAACAAGCAGUUCUGCAGUAAACUGGGGAAGUACCACAUGCCCUUUGCCUGGUCCAUCAGGUCUGUGUUUAAGGACAAUCAGGGGACGGUGGACCGGGAGUCUCGCUUCUCGCCCCUCUUCAAACAGGAGAGCAACAAGAUCUCCACCGAAGAUCUCAUCAAGCUGGUGUCUGAAUUACGCAGGGCUGAGAAGACCAGUAAACUGCAGACCAUUCCAGGGAACCUGGACAUCACAGUGGACUAUGUCCCUAUGGAGCAUCCAAACUGUGUGACGUCAUCCUAUGUGCCUGUCAAGCCCUUCGAGGACUGCAGCCAGCACCAGGCCACCGUGGAGGUAGAGGAGUUUGUCCAGGACUCCACCAAGUUCACCCAGCCACACCACGUCUACAAGAACCACGUCUACAUCUACCCCCGACACCUCAAAUACGACAGCCAGAAGAGCUUCGCCAAGGCCCGUAACCUUGCAGUCUAUGUGGAGUUUCGGAGUUCAGAUGAGGAAGUUGCCAAACCUUUGAAGUGCAUAUACGGCAAGCCUGGGGGUCCAGUUUUCACCACAGCAGCCUGUUCGACAGUUCUUCACCACUCCCAGAACCCAGACUUCUAUGAUGAGGUGAAGAUUGAGUUGCCCACCCAGCUCCACGAGAAGCACCAUCUACUCUUCUCCUUCUACCAUGUGACCUGUGACAUCAACACCAAGACCAACUCCAAGAAGAAGGAGGCCCUGGAGACCCCAGUGGGCUACUCGUGGCUGCCUCUGCUCAGAGAGGGUCGCCUGGCCUCACAGGAUUUCAACAUCCCUGUGGCCUGUAGCCUGCCCUCUGGAUACCUGCUCGUCAAAGAACCUGGAUCGACUAAGAACGGCUCAGAUCUGAAGUGGGUGGACGGAGGUAAGCCCAUAUUCAAGGUCUCCACCAACGUCCUCUCCACAGUCUAUACUCAGGACCCCCACCUGAACCGCUUCUUCCAACAGUGCCAAAAACGAGACACGGACCUCUCCCAAUCACCUACCUCAAACUUCCUCAACUGCCUAAAGGGCUUACUGAGCAUUGAGAAGAUUCCAGUGAUAAUUCGCUUCCUGCCCGUGCUCUUCAACCAGCUGUUCAAGGUCCUCACCCAGAACGACAACGACGAAGUCACCACCACCACCACCAGGGUGCUGAUCCACAUCGUUGCCAAGUGCCAUGAAGAAAAACUUGACCACUACCUGCACUCCUACAUAAAGUUUGUGUUCAAGGCGGAGUCGCAUGGCUUCCGGACGGUCCACGAGGAGCUGGCCAAGGGCAUGUCCUCUGACCUGAAGAGCAACGAGCAGCUGGCCAUCAGGAACAUCCUCAGGUUUUCCUGGUUCUUUUUCGAGCUCAUUGUCAAGUCCAUGGCCCAGCAUCUAGUGGACUCCGACAAUGUCAAGCUCCCUCGACCACAGAGGUUCCCUUCAACCUACCUGAGUCGUCUGGAGAGCCUAGUCAUGACCGUGUCCGACCACAUCUUCUGGAAGAACAAAGAGCUGGCAGAGGAAACCCGCAGUGCCAACCUGGCCGUGGCAGCCUUUGUCAAGCGUUGCUUCACCCUCAUGGACCGAGGGUUCACCUUCAAGCUGAUCAGCAACUACGUCAACAUGAUCACAGCCACUGACAACAAGGUGCUGUGUGAGUUCAAGUUUGAGUUCCUGCGAGAGGUGUGCAACCACGAGCACUACAUCCCUCUCAGUCUGCCCCUCCCCUCUGCUCACAUCACAGACAAUGCAUCACAAGAAAUGCAAAGUGCCCAGGUGGAUGUGCCGGAGUACAGCCUGACGGGCGAGUUCUGCCGGAAGCACUUCCUGACGGGCUUGUUGCUACGGGAACUGGGCCUGGCGUUGCAGGAUGAGCAGGACCUGCGCCACCUGGCCCUCGCCAGCCUCAAGAACCUGAUGGCAAAGCACUCGAUGGAUGCCCGCUAUGCCAUGAAGGAUAAGCAGGCGAGGAUAGCGUCCCUCUACCUGCCUCUGUACGGCCUCAUCCUGGACAACAUGCCUCGCUUCUUCCUUCGAGACCUCUUCCCCAUCUACUUCACCUCCAGUGACCAAGGUUCAAGAGAUGACCUGAGUGUGGGAGUGGGCGUGGCAGGUCCGGUGGCUCACGUCAUUCGCCAUGGUAACUCGGUGGAUGCCUCCUUUUCCAAAGAAGUGCUCAACUCUAUCACAGCCUUCUCCUCCCUGGCUGUUUCCACGGGUAACCAUGCCGACUCACGGGGUUCUCUGAUCAGCAUAGAGUCCAACCCCAGCACCAGUGACAGGAACAGCGAGAAGAUGGAUGGAUGUGAAAAGUUUGCCCGGCCUCAGUCUCUGAUAGGCUUUGGAUCUCGCUUUGACAAGCUGGACCAGGCCGAGACUCGCAGUCUGCUCAUGUGUUUCCUCCACAUCAUGAAGACCAUAUCGGAGGAGGUGAUGGUUUCCUAUUGGCACCGAGCCAUACACCAGGAGAUCUCCGACUUCUUCAACAUCCUGGAGCUGUGUCUCCAGCACUUUAGAUUCCUGGGGAAGCGCCACAUAGCCAGGAAGCUAGCGGCCGUGGUAAAGCUGGCCCAGGGCACCCAGAACAAUGGCACCCUGAAGGGCUCUAACCAUUCCACCCAGUCCUCCACAGGCCUGCUCCCUCAAUGGAUGCUGUCAGGACAGGAUGGCCAUCGGCACGCCCGCUCCCAGACAAUGCCCAUCAUCCGGGCCAAGAACGCCCUGACCAACCCCAAGCUGCUGCAGAUGAUGGAGACUGAUGGGAACAUCCCAGAGGGUGACCACCUGAGCCCGACGGACAUCGAGGCCAAUCUGUCCACCGAGGUGGCCCUCAUCGUACUGGAUGUCCUGGGCCUCUUUGUCCAUCACCACAAGAAACAGUUACUGCAGGACGAGGGUCAGAACCUGCUGAUGAAGAAGGUGUUCGACACCUACCUCCUCUUCUUCCAGAUCAAUCAGUCCACCAGCACCCUGAGACAUGUCUUCGCUGCCCUGCGCCUCUUCAUACAGAAGUUCCCCUCUGCGUUCUUCCAGGGUAAAGCGGACCUGUGUGGCUGCCUGUGCUACGAGAUCCUGAAGUGUUGUAACCACCGCUCCAGCUCCACCCAGACUGAGGCCUCCGCACUCCUCUACUUCUUCAUGAGGAAAAACUUUGAGUUCACCAAGGGAAAGUCCAUUGUCCGCUCCCACCUACAGCUGAUCAAGGCAGUGAGUCAGCUGAUUGCGGAUGCUGGCAUCGGAGGCUCGCGCUUCCAACAGUCUCUGGCCAUCAUCAAUAACUUUGCCAACGGAGAUGCUCCACUCAAGAACACACCGCUCCCUGCCGAGGUGAAAGACUUGACCAAGCGGAUCCGCACGGUGCUGAUGGCCACGUCCCAGAUGAAGGAGCACGAGAAGGACCCGGAGAUGCUGGUGGACCUGCAGUACAGCCUGGCCAACUCCUACGCCAGCACCCCCGAGCUCCGGCGCACCUGGCUGGAGAGCAUGGCCAAGAUACACGUCCGCAACGGAGACCUCUCCGAGGCGGCCAUGUGUUACAUCCACAUCUCAGCCCUGAUCGCUGAGUCCCUCAAGAGGAGAGGCUACUGGAAACUUGACAAGGCCAGGAUGUCAAGUGUGGUUCCUGAGGAGCCCAAUGUCAUUAACUGUAGCCCCUUACUAACCCCCCGAGAUGGAGAAACGACCUUCUCCAUGGGCUGGGCGGCCUUCCUGUGCAUCUCACCGAACGUGAAGGAAGAGGGGGCCAUGAAAGAGGACACCGGGACUCAGGAUACCCCCUACACUGAGGACACUCUAGUGGAGCAGCUGGAGCUGUGUGUGGACUACCUGUGGAAGUCUGAGAGGCACGAGCUCAUCGCCGAUAUCAACAAACCCGUCAUCGCUGUCUUUGAGAAGAGGCGAGAUUUCAAGAGGCUAUCGGAGCUGUACUACGACAUUCACCGCUCCUACCUGAAGGUGACAGAGGUCGUGAACUCUGAGAAGCGUCUGUUUGGCCGAUACUACCGCGUGGCGUUCUACGGACUGGGGUUCUUUGAGGAGGAGGAGAGUAAAGAGUUCAUCUAUAAGGAGCCUAAGCUGACAGGACUGUCCGAGAUCUCCCAGAGGCUCCUCAAACUCUACUCAGACAAGUUUGGGACCGACAACGUCAAGAUGAUCCAGGACUCCAACAAGGUAAAUCCUAAAGACCUGGACCCCAAGUACGCCUACAUUCAGGUGACCUACGUAGUGCCCUACUUCGACGACAAGGAGCAGCAGGAGAAGAAGACGGACUUUGAGCGACACCACAACAUCAAUCGCUUCGUGUUCGAGACGCCUUUCACUCUGUCGGGGAAGAAACAUGGCGACGUGGAGGAGCAGUGCAAGAGACGCACCAUACUAACAACGAACUCCACCUUCCCCUACCUGAAAAAGCGUAUCCAGGUGGUGGAGCAGCAGAGCACGGAGAUGAACCCCAUCGAGGUGGCCAUCGACGAGAUGUCCUGCAAGGUGUCCGAGCUCAACCAGCUGUGUGCCACGGCAGAGGUUGACAUGAUCCGGCUGCAGCUCAAACUGCAGGGUAGCGUCAGCGUCAAGGUCAAUGCAGGGCCCAUGGCCUAUGCCCGAGCCUUCCUGGAAGAGAAAAAUGCCAAGAGGUACCCUGACAACCAAGUCAAACUGCUCAAGGAGAUUUUCAGGCAGUUUGCAGAGGCGUGCGGCCAGGCGCUGGAUGUCAACGAACGGCUGAUCAAGGAGGACCAGCUGGAGUACCAGGAGGAGAUGAGAGCCCACUACAGGGACAUGCUCACAGAGCUCUCCACCGUCAUGAAUGAGCAGAUCCCUCACACAAGACCACCAGGAACAGAACGACACAGCGCCUUCUGAGCAGCCAAUAGGCAUGCUGGAAUCUGACAGUGCCCAGGAGGACAUGUUUACCCAAAAUGGCUCCUGGUGACAGACGUCGUUCUUCCUCCUGCCAGGAAUUAUACAGAAAGGAGCAGGGGACUGGAACUGUGACUUUAUGGGAACUGAGGCAAAAAGGGAAGUGGAUGGGGAAGUCCAGAAGUCUGUAGACUUUGGUCGUGGUAGUCUGGAGUUGUGGUAGUCUGGCGUCCCGGUAGUCUGCAGUCCUGGUGAUGUUCAGUAGAACAGGCUGCUGUACUGUUACUUUGUUUUGUUUUUAAGGCUCAAUCCAUGUUUGCACUCCCCUGCCGACCACCUCGUCUCCUUACUCUGUACACACACACCCAGACAACACACGCCUUCUCUCCCCAGCCCCAUCCCUUUAGAAAUUUGUGACCUUAAUGAGCUUGAGGUGCGUUCAACAGACAAAAGUUUGCUUGUAAUCCUGGUCACAACAAUUUGUCCAUAUUCUGUUGGUUAUAUUUAUGCUGCAAAUGUUUGCCACCUGGGGUAAGCAAUUCCAAAAGCUAUUGUAAAAUGACAGUUCAAGGAAUUCUAUAAAGGAAAUUAGGGUCACGUUCAGUAGCCAAACAUUGUUGAAUGAUGCAGAUAGAAAUACUAUGGAUUCAGCCAACAUGAAUCCUUCUAUAAGGCAGAGAGACAUGUUUUAUUCCACAUCAUUUAUUUAUUUCGGAAUAUUCCACAACGUUGUGUCCUGCUGAACAAAUUGACAUGUAGCCUACUUCUUGUUUGAUUGAACACACCUCGAGUUCCUGUUUGAAUGUAGAACAACUCCGCAUAGCUACUUUGUAUCCUAACAUUCUGGAAUUCCCAGCUCCCAAAUUUUCGAAUUGAAAGUUUGUUUUAUAACAUUUUUAUGAUUGAUGAUGUUGUUAUUAUUAUUUACUGUACUGUUUUAAAUUGUAAAUAAGAAUUAUUAAUAUUUAAAAAAAUAUAUGAUUUUUUGUUUGGCUAAACUAAUGUUUUAUGUAUAACAUUUAAAUAAAAUUUGUUAACGUCCAUAAACCACAGGGUAAGUGAA